Molecule: messenger RNA, 2805 nt
Organism: Odobenus rosmarus divergens (Pacific walrus)
Lineage: Eukaryota; Metazoa; Chordata; Mammalia; Carnivora; Odobenidae
Gene: LRRC8E
Product: leucine rich repeat containing 8 family, member E
Exons: 2
Coding region: 1-2382 (793 amino acids)
Molecular function (GO): protein binding
Source: RefSeq, a predicted model, not a curated record
AUGAUUCCGUUGGCCGAGUUCAAGCAGUUCACGGAACAGCAGCCCGCCUUCAAGGUGCUCAAACCCUGGUGGGACGUGCUGGCGGAGUACCUCACCGUGGCUAUGCUCAUGAUCGGGGUCUUUGGCUGCACGCUGCAGGUGACCCAGGACAAGAUCAUCUGUCUGCCCAGUCACGAACUCAGGGAGAAUUUAUCCGAGGCCCCAUGCCAGCAACUGCUGCCACGGGGGGUCUCCGAGGAGAUGGGGGGCCUCCGGGAGGUCAGCGGCCUCAAGAACAACCUGGACCUACAGCAGUACAGCUUCAUUAACCAGCUCUGCUACGAGACAGCCCUCCACUGGUAUGCCAAGUACUUCCCCUACCUGGUCGUCAUUCACACCCUCAUCUUCAUGGUCUGCACCAGCUUCUGGUUCAAGUUCCCUGGCACCAGCUCCAAGAUCGAGCACUUCAUCUCCAUUCUGGGCAAGUGUUUCGACUCACCGUGGACCACGCGGGCCCUGUCUGAGGUCUCUGGGGAGAACCACAAGGGCGCCACCGCGGGACGGGCGACAGCAACCAUGGUGGCCUCCGCAGGGCCAGGGAAAGCAAGCGAGGGUGAGAAGGAAAAGGUGCUGGUGGAGCCUGAGAAGGUGGUCACUGAGCCACCGGCCGUCACCCUAUUGGAUAAGAAGGAGGGUGAACAGGCCAAAGCCCUGUUUGAGAAGGUCAAGAAGUUCCGUGUGCACGUGGAGGAGGGAGACAUCUUGUAUACCAUGUACAUCCGGCAAACGGUGCUCAAAGUCUGCAAGUUCUUUGCCAUCCUGGUCUACAACCUGGUCUACGUGGAGAAGAUCAGUUUCCUGGUGGCCUGCAGGGUAGAGACCUCGGAGGUCACAGGCUAUGCCAGCUUCUGCUGCAAUCACACCAAGGCCCACCUCUUCUCCAAGCUGGCUUUCUGCUACAUCUCCUUUGUGUGCGUCUACGGGCUAACCUGUCUUUACACGCUCUACUGGCUCUUCCAUCGGCCCCUCAAGGAGUACUCCUUCCGUUCGGUGCGGGAGGAGACCGGCAUGGGUGACAUACCGGACGUCAAGAAUGACUUUGCUUUCAUGCUACACCUCAUCGACCAGUAUGACUCGCUCUACUCCAAGCGCUUUGCUGUCUUCCUCUCUGAAGUCAGUGAGAGCCGCCUGAAGCAGCUCAACCUGAACCACGAGUGGACGCCUGAGAAGCUGCGGCAGAAGCUGCAGCGCAACGCCCGGGGCCAGCUCGAGCUGGCCCUCUGCAUGCUCCCGGGGCUGCCCGACACUGUCUUCGAGCUCAGCGAGGUGGAGGCGCUCCGGCUGGAGGCCAUCUGUGAUAUCACUUUCCCCCCGGGCCUCUCACAGCUGGUGAACCUGCAGGAGCUCAGCCUGCUCCACUCGCCCGCCAGGCUGCCCUUCUCCCUGCAGAUCUUUCUGCGGGACCGCCUGAAGGUCAUUCGCGUCAAGUGUGAGGAGCUCCGCGAGGUGCCCCUGUGGGUGUUCGGGCUGCGCGGCCUGGAGGAGCUGCACCUUGAGGGGCUCUUCCCCCCAGAGCUGGCUCGGGCGGCGACCCUCGAGAGCCUCCGGGAGCUGAAGCAGCUCAAGGUGCUGUCUCUGCGGAGCAAUGCCAGCAAGGUGCCAGCCAGUGUGACUGACGUGGCCGGGCAUCUGCAGCGGCUCAGUCUGCACAACGAUGGGGCCCGCCUGCUGGCCCUUAACAGCCUCAAGAAGCUGGCGGUGCUGCGGGAGCUCGAGCUGGUGGCCUGCGGGCUGGAGCGCAUCCCGCAUGCCAUCUUCAGCCUGGGCGCGCUGCAGGAACUCGACCUCAAAGACAACCACUUGCGGUCCAUUGAGGAGAUCCUCAGCUUCCAGCACUGUCGCAAGCUGGUCACGCUCAGGCUGUGGCACAACCAGAUCGCCUACGUCCCCGAGCACGUGCGUAAGCUCCGGGGACUCGAGCAGCUCUACCUCAGCCACAACAAGCUGGAGACCCUGCCCAGCCAGCUGGGCAUGUGCUCUGGCCUCCGCCUGCUGGACAUCUCCCACAAUGGGCUCCGCUCCCUGCCACCUGAGCUGGGCCUCCUCCAGAACCUGCAGCACCUGGCUCUGUCCUACAAUGCCCUGGAGGCCCUGCCCGACGAGCUCUUCUUCUGCCGCAAGCUGCGGACGUUGCUUCUGGGCUACAACCACCUGAGCCAGCUCUCUCCCCAGGUGGGGGCGCUCAGAGCCCUCAGCCGCCUGGAGCUCAAGGGCAACCGCUUGGAGGCCCUGCCAGAAGAGCUUGGCAACUGUGCGGGGCUCAAGAAAGCGGGGCUCCUGGUGGAGGACACCCUUUACGAGGGCCUGCCGGCAGAGGUGCGAGAGAAGCUGGAGGAGGAAUGAAGCGUUGGUGGGGAAGGUUGGGGUAAGAGGCCUUCUGGAUGCUUCCACCCCAGAAUCUCUACUGUUGUCUUCAAGAGAGGUGGCCAAGAGGGCCCAGGCCAGGAGAGGAGGAGCAGACGCAUCAACCUUGUGGGGUCCAGGCAAGAUCCUGGGACUGGUCUGUCUGAGAAGAGACAGGAGGCUGUGGAUUUGGGGUGGAACAUCAUAGAGGGAUUAACUCAGUCAUAGGAUUCUCAGGCCAAAGGUACCCGUGUCUUUGGCGGGCUGUCCUGCCCUGCCCCGGGACAUUCUAGCUCAGUUAGUGCCAUAUAUGGGGGUGGGGCAUAUCCCAAUGGGAUUUCAACCUUGUCCACCGCCCCCCACCGGCCCCGACCAAAACAGCUUAUCUCUGGGGUUCUCUCCCAAGGAGGGGACACAGACACA